Molecule: messenger RNA, 4791 nt
Organism: Silurus meridionalis
Lineage: Eukaryota; Metazoa; Chordata; Actinopteri; Siluriformes; Siluridae
Gene: tnpo2b
Product: transportin-2
Exons: 25
Coding region: 206-2875 (889 amino acids)
Biological process (GO): protein import into nucleus
Cellular component (GO): cytoplasm; nucleus
Molecular function (GO): nuclear import signal receptor activity; small GTPase binding
Source: RefSeq, a predicted model, not a curated record
UUCCUAUGCACCACAAGAAAAAAAAAAAGAAAUCGCGCUGGCGAUUGAAUAAGUACCAAUCUGACGAGAUUGAGAGAGAGCGAGAUUGAGAACGGGGGAUAUUUCAACCUAUUUUUGAGAUCAACUGCAAUCUCAUAAAACUAACACGAAAAGAAGAAAAAGAAGAUUUUUUUUUAAAAAAAAGAGGCAAAUCCGCGACAUCAGGAUGGAGUGGCAGCCGGACGAGCAGAGCCUCCAGCAGGUUCUCCUGCUGCUGAAGGACUCGCAGUCUCCAGACACGGCCACGCAGAGAGCGGUGCAGGAGAAACUGGAGCAGCUCAAUCAGUUCCCCGACUUCAACAAUUACCUCAUCUUCGUCCUCACAAGUCUCAAAUCUGAAGAUGAGCCGACCCGCUCUCUCAGUGGUCUGAUCCUGAAGAACAACGUGAAGGCUCACUAUCAGAGUUUCCCUCCUGCCGUGGCCGACUUCAUCAAACAGGAGUGUCUCAACAACAUCGGAGACCAGUCACCCCUCAUCCGCGCCACCAUCGGUAUUCUGAUCACCACCAUAUCGUCUAAAGGUGAGCUGCAGACAUGGCCUGAGCUUCUGCCACAGCUAUGUAACCUGCUCAACUCUGAAGACUACAACACCUGCGAGGGUUCGUUCGGGGCGUUACAGAAGAUCUGUGAGGACUCGUCUGAGCUGCUGGACAGCGACGCUCUGAAUCGUCCUCUCAACAUCAUGAUCCCCAAAUUCCUGCAGUUCUUCAAACACUGCAGCCCCAAAAUCAGGUCUCAUGCCAUAGCCUGUGUGAAUCAGUUCAUCAUUAGUCGAGCUCAGGCUCUGAUGGACAACAUUGACACCUUCAUAGAGUCCCUGUUUGCACUGGCGGGUGAUGAAGACUCUGAGGUGAGGAAGAACGUCUGCAGGGCUCUGGUGAUGCUCCUGGAGGUCCGUAUAGAUCGCCUCAUCCCUCACAUGCACAGCAUCAUCCAGUACAUGCUUCAGCGCACUCAGGACCCGGAUGAGAACGUGGCUCUGGAGGCGUGUGAGUUCUGGCUCACUCUGGCUGAACAGCCCAUCUGUAAAGAAGCUCUAUCAGGUCACCUGGUCCAACUUAUUCCCAUCCUGGUUAACGGGAUGAAGUACUCUGAGAUCGACAUCAUCCUGCUAAAGGGUGAUGUGGAGGAGGAUGACACGGUCCCCGACAGUGAGCAGGACAUAAAGCCACGUUUCCACAAGUCUCGCACCGUCACGCUGCAGCAUGAAGGAGGAGAGGGACAGGAGGACGAGGACAUCGACGAAGACGAGGAUGAUGAUGACGACACUCUGUCUGACUGGAAUUUGCGUAAGUGUUCUGCAGCAGCCCUGGACGUUCUUGCUAACGUGUUCCGUGAAGAGCUUUUGCCCCACCUGCUGCCCCUGUUAAAAGGACUUCUGUUUCACCCAGACUGGGUCAUCAAAGAGUCGGGAAUUCUUGUGCUGGGAGCCAUUGCUGAAGGCUGUAUGCAGGGCAUGGUCCAGUACCUGCCAGAGUUGAUUCCUCACCUGAUCCAGUGUCUGUGUGAUAAAAAAGCUCUGGUUCGCUCCAUCGCCUGCUGGACACUGAGCCGCUAUGCCCACUGGGUGGUGAGCCAACCGCCUGAUGCCCACCUCAAACCUCUCAUGACCGAGCUGCUCAAGCGCAUCCUCGACGGCAACAAGAGGGUGCAGGAGGCUGCAUGCAGUGCGUUUGCCACUCUGGAGGAGGAGGCCUGCACAGAGCUCGUCCCCUACCUCAGCUUCAUCCUGGACACUCUGGUUUUUGCGUUUGGAAAAUACCAGCACAAGAACCUUCUCAUCCUCUACGACGCCAUUGGGACCCUUGCUGACUCUGUGGGACAUCACCUCAACCAGCCGGAGUACAUUCAGAAGCUGAUGCCUCCUCUGAUCCAAAAAUGGAACGAGCUGAAGGACGAGGAUAAAGACCUUUUCCCCCUGCUGGAGUGUUUGUCGUCGGUGGCGACGGCGCUGCAGAGCGGCUUCCUGCCCUACUGUGAGCCUGUGUAUCAGCGCUGUGUCACGCUGGUGCAGAAAACCCUCGCUCAGGCUAUGAUGUACAGCCAGCAGCCGGAUCAGUACGAGGCUCCCGAUAAGGACUUCAUGAUUGUGGCUCUGGAUCUGCUCAGUGGGUUGGCCGAGGGUCUCGGCGGUCACGUCGAACAGCUGGUCGCCCGUAGCAACAUCAUGACCCUCCUCUUCCAGUGCAUGCAGGACACAAUGCCAGAGGUGAGACAGAGUUCAUUUGCUCUGCUGGGUGAUCUGACCAAAGCCUGCUUUCCUCAUGUAAAACCAUGCAUUGCUGAGUUUAUGCCGAUUUUGGGAACAAAUCUGAACCCUGAGUUCAUCUCGGUGUGUAAUAACGCCACAUGGGCCAUCGGAGAGAUCUGCAUGCAGAUGGGUGUGGAGAUGCAGCCAUACGUCGCUCUGGUGCUUCAUCAUCUGGUGGAGAUCAUUAAUAGACCAAACACUCCCAAAACCCUGCUGGAGAACACCGCUAUCACGAUUGGUCGGUUGGGGUACGUGUGUCCACAGGAAGUGGCUCCGAUGCUGCAGCAGUUCAUUCGGCCCUGGUGCACGUCUCUGAGAAACAUCCGAGAUAACGAGGAAAAAGACUCCGCCUUCAGGGGCAUCUGUGUGAUGAUCGGGGUCAAUCCUGGAGGUGUGGUGCAGGAUUUUAUCUUCUUCUGUGAUGCUGUGGCCUCCUGGGUCAAUCCCAAAGAAGACCUCAGAGAAAUGUUCUAUAAGAUCCUGCACGGUUUUAAGGACCAGGUCGGGGAGGAGAACUGGCAGCAGUUCUCGGAGCAGUUCCCUCCAAUCCUGAAAGAGCGUCUCUCCGCAUGCUACGGCGUGUAGAACCCACCCUACACACACGCGGCACGAAGACGCGCCGUCAGAUGAAUCUUUAGGAGGGUUACCGGGGGGGAACUCAUCCAUCUGUGUAUUGCACUGCCCUGAUCGUGGGGGAGAGGGACGCGAUUGGCCGCUCCGCCUGACGGACAGCCCCCACGACCCUGUGUGUGUCUCCAUGAGGGUGGGCGGGAGGGAUGGGAGGGGGGAGGGGAACUCCUCUAGUUAACUACAGAAUGCACCCAAUUGCAGGGGGGGUAGACCUAAAACACCACGUAGCGGGGACGAAAGGACGAUAGCGUAAAACAACCACCAGAGGGAGCACGUAACGAGCAAGGGGGGAGGGGGGGGGGGUGUUAGUACGGUUAAUAACAAAUAAAGGGAGGCGGACCAACAUAUUAAUACUACAAUGAAGGAUAGGCGCUAGAGAGCGAUCUGUUGGGUGGGGGGGGGGAGGGGAAUCAUGAGAAAAUCCCAUCACAAGCGAACCACCAAAAAAAUAAAAAAAUAACGGAUUUGCAAAAAUCGAGGAGGAGACGCUGGCAUUAUAUUACCAAUUCUGUUUCUGGGGUUUUUUUGUUUGUUUACUUUCUUUCUCUCCAAUGAGUCGCUGUUAUUUUUGUUUUUAUUUCUCUGCUUCAGCAGGUUUUCUUCUCACUACUCGUUUCGGUCCGAUCGUAUGUUCGUAAUUGUAACUUUUUGCGUGUGUGUAAUUGCUUGUUUCGGAAAGUCUAGACGAAUCGUGCACUGACCGUCAUUCUUUUUUUUUUUUUUUACAGAAAAAACCUGAAAUCUUUUCUUUUUGAGAUCAAAACGAGAGCUGCUUAGGAUUUUUUUUUUCAUUGCACUAAAGGCGCUGUUUUAUAGAUAACAUUCGCUAGCUAGUAUCGUUUUUUUUUUUUUUUUUUUUGGGUGGGGGUGGUUCUUACGUUUAGACUCCGCCCACUGAAACGAUGUGCUAUAAAAUUUCGGCGAAUCAUCACCAGGAUCACGCGUUACUCUAAAUAAUAAGAAAAAUACAAAUUUGUUUUGUAGCCCCCAUACAUACAUCUAUAUGUUGCUAUUAAAAUACGCUUGUCGCUAUACGGUGCUCUGAUCCUGAUUAAAAAAAAAAAACCUUUUACUCGCUUAGCUUAGAACGAAUUCCACUCAUUGACUACCAUGUAGUUUAGCUGCAACGCUGGAACGUGAAAAAAUACGUUCACGUCACUCCUCUAUUGUUUUUCCCCCCAAAUUAUAAAUAUUACUUGUUAUCACUGAGGAUUUGAUUCCAGGAUCAUGAUUGAGUGGAUAUUUUUUUUUUGGAGCAGAUCCACGUUAAAGGUAACAAAAGUUCAAACCAGACAAAAAUUGUUUUUUUUUUUUUUUUUUUUUUUUUUUGCGACCAGCUACGAUCCGCACGUUUUCGAAUUGCGAAAGAAAAAAAAAAAACCCAACCCUGAUUUAAGUAAAUAAGUUAAAACAGAAUAAGAUAAAUAGAUAAUAAAAUAAGUAAAUAUAAACGACGGCUGUGGAUUUGCGUAACAGGUUUGCUGUAACUGGUCAGUAAUUGUUCUUAGCUGCGUUGUUUAUUUUUUUUGCUUGUUUUGUUUUUGUGUAACUGUUUAUUUGUUGUGUUUGAAUGGUUGUAAGUUUAUUUUGUGUGUGUGUGGCUUUAAUGUUUCAUGUUUUAAGGUACGUUAAAUUACACUUGAUUCCUGGACCCCUAUUGACCUGUAAACUGUGACCAAUGUGUGUGUGUGUGUGUGUGUGUGUGUGUGUGUGUGUGUGUGUGUGUGUGUUUUCUCAGAGUGUGAGGGCGGAGUUUGUUUGCUAACGAGACAGUGUGUUUGUGUGCGUACCCGAGAGAAAGUAUUUGUACUGCUAACUAUUGAUGCCAUAUUGAUAUUUGAUAUGUAGUGAGUAAACGCCUAUGAAUUACA